AUGCUGAGCCACCUGAGAACGCGCCUCAUCAGGGAGAGGUCGGCGUACGCGGAGCCCAUCGCGCCCGACAGGUCCAUUUGCGCGGGGGCCAGGCGCGGCAUCGAUUUCGGCAGGGUGGCGCUGUACACGGUGCUCGAGAAGGUGAGCACGAAGUACGAGCAGGUCUACGUGCGGUCGUGGGUGAACGACGUCACGACCAGGAUGGAAGGCUCCAAGCGGGAGGUGGUCAGGCAGCUGGCCAGCGCGGGAGUGGACUUCGCAGCUGGCGUCAAGAGGGCGCGGCUGACCUUGCCCACGAAGUCCGCACUCAUCGGGAACGACAUGGACGUGGUGAAGAAGGUUGCGCUGAAGCUGCACUCGCGCAGCAUCACCGUAAAGGUCAAGAGUCAGGCGCCCGACCUGGGGAUUGACAGGGGGCACAGCAUCGCAGGAGGCAAGGGCAGGCACGCUAAAAGGACCGCCCACGCGGAUCGGCAGGUGGAGAUCGCGAAGGGGGACCCCGCUUUCGGUGCCGCCUUCGCGCUGCUGGGCUCCUGGAUGCACGUCAUCAGCGACGGCAGGAGGCGCGAGAAGGCGGAGCUCAUAUGGCCGAGGGUGGUGAAGAAGGUCACCGAGACGGACCCCAAGAAGCGCUGGAAGGGGGUCACGGGCGUCACGAGGGCGAUGGUCAACGCGCCGCUGGACCUUGACUGGGGCCCGAAGGGCCCGUGGAGGCAGUGGUCAGCAGCGGCCAGCCACUACGCGGGCAAGGGGCUGGAGGACGGCGCGGACUUGCGUUCAGCCAGGACCCUGAUCCACAAGUUCAAGGCGAAGGGUGAUUACGACAAGGUGGGGGCGCAGCUCGCCCUCUUCACAGGAGGGGCGUGGCCGAGGCAGCGGGUCGCCGACCUGGGCAUCGAGAUCAUCGAGGAGCGCAAGAAGUCGGAGCACCUCAUCGAGCGCGCCACCAGCCGGGAGGAUGCGCGGCCGUGCCUGUGGCUCAGAGGCAUGUUGCCCAAGUCGUGGACGGCGGUCAGUCCGCCGCGAGAGCCCGAGAGCGCCCCGUUCGAGCGUUUCGGCGAGGUCAGCAUGCACAUGAGCGAGGGCGGCCAGGGCGCCAGCGACUGGCUGCUCGCGGCGGGGGGCGCGUCGGGAGGCGAGCACACGGCGGACGCAAGACUGAGGAGGGUCGCGCGGGGCUGGGUCAUCGUGCAGACGACGGAGCUGAAAGAGCCGAUGUUCGCGGCAGGCGCCACGGGCGCGCUGGCUGGAUGGAGGCAGAGCGUCAACGGGGGCGAGCUCACGGCGCUGAAGGAGCUACUCGCAGCCGCCAGCGGGUACCAGAAGAUCGGGUACACGGCCGACUCGGCGUGCGUCAUGCGGAGGGUGCUCAAGCUACGGCGCGGGAGGAUGCCCAUGGCGCAUGUGGGGCUUUGGUGCGAGGUUCGUGAGCUGAUCAAGGGGAAGGAGCUCGACCUCGUGAAGAUCGAGAGCCACAUGAGCUCGAAGCAUGCGGUCGACGCGGGCGUGGACCCCAUCGACUACAUCGGCAACGUCUUUGCCGACGAUUUCGUCGACGGCAUCAUCGAGUGGGCGCAGGUGCCCAGGGCGCAGGCGCGCACGCUGGGGCUCGCGGAGGGGAUCGCCGCCCAUGUGCGGCCCCGCGGGCUGGCGACGCUCCAGGCCGCGAUCGAGGUGGAGCCGUCGGCGGGGCCGUCGCAGAAGGAGCGGAGAGAGGCUCACAUCCAGGAGAGGCGGCGAGAGAAGCUGCUCGCGAAGACGAAGCACGUGAUCACGUACGACGUGGAUGGUAAGCACUACGGGUGCAGCAGGUAUGGAGGUCGCGUGCCCAUCCUCCAGGCGGCCGCGUGGCUCGCGGAUGAGUGCGUGUCUGUCGAGAGGUCGAAGGCGAGCAUGCACGGCGCGACCUCGAGCAAGGCGCACAUCGGCCACCAGAAGAUCCACGCGAGCCACCACAGCGUGUAUCACGACGAGCUGCGCCCG
Messenger RNA from Prorocentrum cordatum, 1983 nucleotides. The record is from the annotation of a GenBank genome assembly. NCBI's taxonomy places the organism in Eukaryota, Dinophyceae, Prorocentrales, Prorocentraceae.